Messenger RNA from Ananas comosus (pineapple), 738 nucleotides. Its product is annotated as mitochondrial import inner membrane translocase subunit TIM10-like. Gene Ontology annotation, biological process: protein insertion into mitochondrial inner membrane. The coding region runs from base 172 to 426 and encodes 84 amino acids. Lineage: Eukaryota; Viridiplantae; Streptophyta; Magnoliopsida; Poales; Bromeliaceae. Gene Ontology annotation, cellular component: mitochondrial inner membrane. The transcript is spliced from 6 exons. The record is from RefSeq and is a predicted model, not a curated record.
UCUCGUCGCACGCACGCGUAAUUCGCACUCCCCUCGCUCCCCCUCUUCCUAUAAACCCUAGACGAGGAAGCAACGAAGCACCGCUCGUCCAUUAUAAAACCCUUCGUUCCAUUCUCCUCAUCGAUCCGUGAUCUGUGUACUUCGCCUGCGCCAUUAGGUGAAAUUUUACCAAUGGCAGCGAAAAAUGGUCCAACGAAUCUGGAGAAAGAGCAGAUCUUCGGGAUGGCGGAAAAAGAGAUGGAGUACAGGGUAGAACUUUUUAACAAGCUUACACAAACUUGUUUUGAGAAAUGCAUCGAGAAAAGGUACAAGGAAUCUGAGCUCAACAUGGGUGAAAAUAGUUGCAUCGAUCGGUGUGUUUCAAAAUAUUGGCAGGUGACUAAUUUAGUCGGGCAGCUUCUCGGCUCCAAUCGACCACCGAUGUGAAAUCAUUUAGUAACUGUCUUGCUCGACUGUCUUCUUUUUAAGCAGAUUGCCGCAAUGCAUUUUUGACAUUUUGGAUACAGUUCUUAACUGGAACCUAAACAAGGAGAUGAUUCCAGAUUGUAUCGUAUUGAGAAAUAAUUAUUUAUCUUUUCACGGGUUGUUCAAUAUUUUUUGUGGACCGGACUUGGCCUGUAAUGACUGAUGUGGGACUCUGGGUAGAAUUCAGGAUUUACUUCUUUGAUGCAAACAAAGUGACGUUUGUCGAGGGUGUGUUAAAAUCAUAAAGUGCUUAUUGUCUGAAUUGUGUGUGCA